CCCUCGACUGCGUGGGAGCCCUAGUCCUCCUUCCUCCUUUAAAAGCCGCAACGCCUCUCAAUUUGUUUCCGACUUCGAAUGAUAACCCUUAUAAAUAUUACUUCAGCUUCAGCUUUGCUUUUAGAAAUUGGAAGUCCUCGUUUCUUCAAAGUUCUUUCUUUCUUUCUCUUUGGUUCAACCAGUGAGUUAAAUUUCUUUCUGUAAGAUUGAUUCAACAAAUUGGCGAUGGAGUUGUUGGAACCAGACUGGGCGUGGCUCCCAGAAGGUAUUCUCGAGGGAAUUCUAGAUUCUAUAGUGUCUUUUUAUGACUAUGCCAGAUUUGGUGCUGUUUGCAAACACUGGUACUCUGUUGGACAGCACCGGAGACGACAACUUAUGGAAUUGUGGAGCGUACAACUUCCCCUGUUGAUGUUCCCUUCCGCGGAUGGUCGCGAAAACCAGCAAAGUCGUCUAUGCAAUGUGACAACCAGUAAAACCUACGAUUAUAAUCUGUAUUAUAACAGGAGGUGCUGUGGAUAUUCCCAUGGAUGGUUUGCUACUCUUGGUAAGGAUUUGCUUAUAACUCUUCGAAACCCUUUCUUGGAUCAGGUUAUAACCUUACCCCCAAUUUUUCUAGUAGUCAAUUCAUCAAAGUUUGAUCCUUGGCGAGUCUAUAAAGUGGUGUUGUCUCAUAACCCUUAUCUAUAUCCUGACAAGUAUGAAGUUGUGGCGAUUUAUGAUGGCUGUUUGGCUAUAUUGAAACCCGGAAGUCAAUCUUGGGCUUACCUAGAUAAAGAGCAUACCAUAUUCAACGGCUAUAAUGAUAUUAUUUAUUACGAGGAUAUGCUCCUAUUAAUAAAUGGAUAUAGGCUCGUGUCAAUCAAUGCUAAUAACGGUAGUCGACCACAAGCGGAAACAAUCACAUGGAACAAUAACGAUUAUGACAAGCGUCUUCCUGGCACGCACAUGACAUAUCUUGUGAAAUCAUCUGGCGGAGAUCUGUUGUACAUUCGUAGAUAUAUAGACUGGCACAAUGCAUUGACGGUGACUUUUAAGAUUUAUACCCUCACCAAUAAAGCUGAAACAAAUAAGCCAUAUUGGUGUGAGAUUAAAAGUCUGGGUGAUGAUGCAUUAUUUUUGGGAGACAGUCACUCAUUGUGCGUUAAGGCAUCUAACUUUCCUGGUUGCAAACCAAACUCCAUAUACUUUGUUCCUCAUUUUUCGUACACUUCGUACGCCAGAGGGUUUCAUGACAUGGGUGUUUUCAACUUGGAAGAACAGAGGAUCACACCUUAUUAUCAUUGUGAUCUAUCUCGAAGAUAUUUUCCUCCUCCUGUUUGGGUAGUACCGACACUUGGAGAUAAUGCACAAGCGUAACUCUUUUGCAGUUGGAGAUGAAUAAUUCUUGGUUUGAUACUAUAUAUGCCUUUUAUUUCAGUUCAAUGUCGAAUCCCAUAAUAACUUGUGGCUUCCUAGCUAAGAUAUUCACUGACCACUACUCCCAUCCUAACUAGCUGGCUUUAAUGCAGAAGAAACUCAGAUUUCCAGUGAGGUCUGCAGGUAAAAUUAAAGCCAAUCUACCACUCAAGGAAGCUGAUCAGUAAGAUUCUAUUAGGUCAAUGAGUGUCCUGUUUUUAUUUCCAGUCUUCUAUUUUCUUUUUAAAGUUUUAGUGUAUUUAGAGGUUUUAAUAUA
Molecule: messenger RNA, 1672 nt
Organism: Tripterygium wilfordii
Lineage: Eukaryota; Viridiplantae; Streptophyta; Magnoliopsida; Celastrales; Celastraceae
Product: putative F-box protein At4g22170
Exons: 1
Coding region: 226-1356 (376 amino acids)
Molecular function (GO): protein binding
Source: RefSeq, a predicted model, not a curated record